Humulus lupulus (European hop) is the source of this 1326-nucleotide messenger RNA. Its product is annotated as tRNA (guanine(9)-N1)-methyltransferase. Gene Ontology annotation, molecular function: tRNA binding. NCBI's taxonomy places the organism in Eukaryota, Viridiplantae, Streptophyta, Magnoliopsida, Rosales, Cannabaceae. Gene Ontology annotation, biological process: tRNA N1-guanine methylation. The transcript is spliced from 4 exons. The record is from RefSeq and is a predicted model, not a curated record. The coding region runs from base 36 to 1184 and encodes 382 amino acids. Gene Ontology annotation, cellular component: nucleus.
CAUCCUCUAUACUUUUUCCUUUUGUGUUUUUGUCCAUGAACUUCGUCGCUAAGCGUCUCGGUCCAGUUAAUCUGUCCGUUAACUCUACUCCAAGUCCUGCUUUCUUCUAUUCACACAUUACAAAAUUUGAAAUUCUUUGUUAUGGGUUUCAGCUUUUGACUCCUGGGCACAGCCCCCUUAAAGUCAAGGGAAGGAAGCCUUCAAUGGAGGCCACUCAAAAUGAGAAAAAUACACUCGAGAAACUCCCAAAUUCAGAAGCAACUACUUCAGAAGUACCCCAGCAGCCUUUGUCCAAGAACGCCCAAAAGAAGCUGAUAAAGCAGCAGAAGUAUGAGGCAAAGAAAGCAGAGAAGAAAGCACAGGCAAAGGAGCAAAAGAAGAAGGAUGGAGAGAGGAAGCGAAAGGAGUGGGAAGAGACGCUGGCGAGCCUCCCUGAGGAGGAGCGCUCAAAGCUUAUUGAGUCCCGUAAAAGCAUGAGAAAAGAGAGAAUGGAUAAGAGGUCAGAAGAGAGGGAGAGAAAAAUCGAGAGACUCACCAACGCCAAACUAUGUGGCCAGAACAUCAUCAUAGACAUGGAGUUCUCUCACCUCAUGACUCCCUCCGAGAUCAACAGCUUAGUUCAGCAGAUUAUGUAUUGCUAUGCAGUUAAUGGAAGAUGUACCAACCCCGGCCAUCUUUGGUUGACUGGAUGCGCUGGAGAGGUGGGUAGUCAAUUGCAAAGGCUCCCUGGAUUUGAUAAGUGGAUAAUCGAGAAGGAUAAUCGAUCAUAUAUUGAAGCUUUGCAAGACCAAAAGGAACAUCUGGUGUAUCUGACAGCUGAUUCAGAAACUGUGCUUGAUGAACUUGAUCCAAAGAAAAUGUAUAUCGUUGGUGGAUUAGUGGAUCGAAAUCGGUGGAAAGGGAUAACAAUGAAGAAAGCACAAGAGCAGGGCAUCCAAACUGCAAAGCUCCCAAUUGGGAAUUACUUGAAGAUGGCUAGUUCCCAGGUCCUUACAGUGAAUCAAGUGAUCGAGAUACUCCUCAAGUUCUUGGAAACCAAGGAUUGGAAGGAUUCUUUCUUCCAAGUAAUUCCUCAGAGGAAAAGAUGCGAAGCUGACAAAGAAGAGGAACAACAUCAUCAAGUAGACUUAGAAGACGAUGAUCAAUUUGAUGCCAAAAGGCAGUGUAUUGAAGAAGUUCCCUAGCAUUGUUUUGUUUGUUAAAGGGUCCAUCAAUUCAAGGAUUUUUGUCUUGAUUUUAGAUUUUAGGUAACAAUCCUUUCAUGAUGUGAGUGCUCAAAUUUAUCUUUCUUGAGCAAGAAAAUUAAUUCCAUAUAGAUUUUUUUUU